Aureobasidium namibiae CBS 147.97 is the source of this 3186-nucleotide messenger RNA. Its product is annotated as ENA P-type ATPase 2. Lineage: Eukaryota; Fungi; Ascomycota; Dothideomycetes; Dothideales; Saccotheciaceae. Gene Ontology annotation, biological process: calcium ion transmembrane transport; intracellular calcium ion homeostasis. The transcript is spliced from 2 exons. Gene Ontology annotation, cellular component: plasma membrane. Bases 1 to 3186 code for a protein of 1061 amino acids. The record is from RefSeq and is a predicted model, not a curated record. Gene Ontology annotation, molecular function: ATP binding; P-type calcium transporter activity; ATP hydrolysis activity.
AUGGGAGAAACUUACAUUAGUCCUCAUGAAGUCCAUAACCAUGGCGACUCUGGCAGCACUCCUGCCACAAGCAGCACCAUCGCCACUCUCGACGGCUCUGUCGAUGAACCACCUAUACGAAGUGCGGGCUCGUCCCAUUAUCUGACUGAAAAGUCAGGGGGCGAGACUCGCUGUUCAGAAAAACCACCCACUAUCGACCUCUUUGUCGACCAAGCCGAUAUAGCCACAUGUGCUCACAUCUUGAUUGGUAUCGAGGUCGCACGUCGUCUCGAGACUGAUGCCGAAAGAGGUCUGUCCGAGAAUGAGUGCACCUUGCGUCGAGAGAAGUACGGUCGCAACAAGCUCGAGAGCUCGGGAAGUGUGACUUGGUACAAGAUUCUCCUUCGACAAGUGUCCAACAGUCUCACCCUUGUUCUGGCUAUCGCGAUGGCCCUCUCGUACGGUACCGGUGACUUUAUCGAAGGCGGUGUCAUCACCGCCGUCAUUGUCCUAAACAUCGUCGUUGGAUUCUUCCAGGACUAUCGCGCAGAGCAGACAAUCCAGUCUCUUCGUGCCAUGGCAGCCCCAGCAUGUCGUGUAGUCCGUGAAAACGGUACUUUGCUUAGCAUCAAAGCUGAAGAUCUGGUUCCUGGAGAUAUCGUGCAACUCGCCACUGGUGACAUCGUACCUGCCGAUCUCAGGCUCUAUUCAAGCAUCAACAUGGCCACAGAUGAGGCAUUACUCACUGGAGAGUCCAAGCCUUGCACCAAAGACGCCCUGAAACAUCUCCACAAUGUCGAGUGUCCGCUUGGUGAUCGUAUCAACAUGGCAUACUCUUCUACCACCGUCACGCGUGGAAGAGCUCAGGGUAUCGUCACCGCGAUCGGUAUGGACACCGAGAUCGGCAAGAUCGCGCAGCUCUUGCGUGACAAAAAAGGUCAUGAAGACAGUUCUACCUUCAUCUCUCGUGCUGCCAGACGUGUUCUCCAUGGCAUCAAGAGUGCCCUUGGUCUCAUUGGGACGCCACUCCAAGUAAAGUUAUCCUACUUUGCUCUACUCUUGUUCGCCCUCGCUAUCCUGUUGGCAAUCAUUGUUUUCUCCACCAGCCUUUGGGACAUUGAUGGCGAAACACUCAUAUACGGUAUUUGUGUCGCCGUUGCUGUCAUCCCCGAAUCUCUCAUCGCUGUUCUAACUAUUACGAUGGCCAUUGGGUCAAAGGCUAUGGCUGCCAACAAUGUCAUCGUCCGUAAGCAAGCUGCUCUCGAGGCUGUUGGUGGCGUCACCAAUGUUUGCAGUGACAAGACCGGUACUCUUACCCAGGGCAAGAUGCUUGCAAGAAAAGCACUUCUACCGAGUGGCAAGCGUCUGACUGUCGUCAACGAGCUCAGUCCCUUCGACCCUACUAGCGGAAUGGUCCUGGUCGACGACGUUCGUCUCGAGACCGCAACAGUCAACGAGAUUGAUGAGCUUCGCUACUUCUUCUCGACUAUCGCGUUGUGCAAUAUGUCGAAUAUUAUCCCACCUCAAGACGACCAGACUCUGUGGUCUGCGACUGGCGAGCCUACCGAGAUCGCGUUGCAUGUUCUUGCUCGUCGUGUCGGUCAAGGCAGAGAUGAAAGUCUUACACGCACCGGCAUGUCAUUACUUACAGAGCAUUCUUUCGACUCCUCGGUGAAGCGUAUGUCUGUGGUCUAUAAGCUGUCUGCCUCGGACCCCGCCAUUGUCUCUUUCACGAAGGGUGCCACCGAAGCACUUCUACCUCUUCUCGACAUGAAGGAUGAUCAACGCAGGGACAUCUUGCACCAGGUUGAUAUCAUGGCUAGUGAAGGAUUACGUGUUCUCUGUCUUGGCUAUCGCCAUCUUGACGAUGUCGACCCCACGUCCAUCAUUGACCGCAACUUCAUUGAGGCUGAAGGCUCUCUCAGCUUUGCCGGUCUCGUCGGUCUGUAUGAUCCUCCUCGUUUGGAGUCUGCCGGAGCGAUCAAGCAAUGUCAGGCAGCUGGUAUCGUCGUGCACAUGCUCACUGGCGAUCACCUCAAAACUGCAACUACUAUUGCCAAAGAGAUUGGCAUUCUUGGACCUGACGUGUAUGGCUCGAAUGCUCAGACUGCUGUCAUGACUGCCAUGGACUUCGACAAAUUGACCGACGACGCACUUGAUGUCAUGGAUCCUCUUCCCUUUGUGCUUGCUCGCUGCAGUCCUACCACCAAGCUGCGCAUGCUUGAGGCUCUCCAUCGUCGUGGUCGCUACUGCGUCAUGACUGGUGAUGGUGUCAACGACUCACCUGCUCUGAAAGGUGCAGAUGUCGGUGUCGCAAUGGGCCUCAACGGCAGUGAUGUGAGCAAAGAGGCCGCAGAUAUGGUCUUGACGGACGACAACUUCGCUUCGAUCGUAUCUGCCAUUCGUGAAGGUCGUCGCUUGUUUGACAAUAUCCAGAAGUUCUUGCUUCAUCUGUUGAUCUCCAACAUCUCGCAAGUCAUCUUGCUGCUCAUCGGGCUUGCCUUCAAAGAUCGUCAUAAUGUGUCUGUCUUCCCACUAUCGCCUAUCGAGAUUCUUUGGGCCAACCUUCUGACCUCUUCUUUCCUGGCUAUUGGUCUAGGUAUGGAGGAGGCAUCCGCUGAUGUCAUGACCCGCGCCCCUCACAGUCUCAGAGCAGGCGUGUUUACAAAAGAACUCAUCAUAGACAAGUUCAUCUAUGGUACCUUCAUGGGCGUGCUCUGCUUGGCCUCCUACGUGAUUGUAGCCUUCGGCAUCGGUAACGGCGACCUAGGUUACGAUUGCAACGAAUCUUACAACCCAACCUGCGAUCUGCCCUAUCGCGCCCGAGGCACAGCUUACAGUGUGCUUACCGUCCUCCUCUCUGUCAUGGCCUGGGAGGCCAAACAUCUAACUCUCGGGCUCUUUAAUAUGGACAAAUCGACCUCCUUCAUCGGCAACUUGAUGAAAAAUCGCUUCUUGUUCUAUUCUGUCUGUGCUGGCCUACUUACUCCCAUCCCCAUCAUCUAUAUCCCUGUGGUCAAUAAGCAGGUGUUUAGACAUACUGCGUUGACUUGGGAGUGGGGUCUAGUGUAUGGCAGUGUUGUGCUGUUUGUGUCACUUGUGGAGGCUUGGAAGGCGAUCAAGCGACGUAAGGGGUAUGGACAGGGGAAGUUGAACGAAAAGUAUAUCGAGAGAAGUGAUGAUAGUAGUGUCUUGACUGCUGUCUGA